UUGCGAUUUUGCAGCAUAUCAUCUACACGAUUUUGGAUUCAGCUCCUAAACAAACAAGAGAAUUUCGAGUGUUUAAACAGAGAAGUUUAUUAAACAACUUCUUCGGCAGAUUUUGAUACAUUCAGUUAACAAGUAUUGUUACGCAGUACACACUAACAGGUCAGAGCAGUAUCAACCAUACAUUGAGCUUUUCAAUUGAUACAGUAUACAGUAUCGAUUGUCAUUAUAAUUUUAAGGCGUAUCCUAACGUCAAGGAUGAUGGAAAGAUAUAUCAUUUUAGCUCCACAUUAAGAAUAUCUAUGGACGUUUCCGAAAACUUGUCAAAAUAAUUAUAGAAAUCUAUGUUUUUCAGUGAUACGUAGAAGGUACAAUUAAUGUACUGGGAACAAGCGUCAUAUAUCUAUAAAUAUCAGCCCAUCUUUUUUUCUUGACGUGACGAAUCAUUCGUAUCCUGCUUUUGCCUUCACAGUGCGCAUGCGUAGUUUGCAUAGUAUUAUGGUAACUGUUCAUUGAGGAAUGGUGGGUGGUGUUUUAUUAAAGUUGUUUGAUUACGCCAGUUAUUAACUUUUUUUUUACAAAAUGUGAAAAUUUUACAAUCGUUUAAGAGACAUUUGUUUGAGUUUUUCCGCCUGUAGAAAUAUGAUAAUUGGCAAAUUUGGAGCUUUAUUUGGUUCUUUGCUGUCGAAUAAAGGCACUGGUGGUUUUUAUGGAACGAAGAAAAGUGUUGUAUUCUGCGUUAAAUCGCGUUAACAGACACGCCACUGGAACAACGGAGCUACACAUUCUUAUUGCUUGGAAUCAAACCGUAAAGUGAGAUUGCUGUUGCAAACAACCAAGUUAGGAAGUGGAUGUGUCAUAAAAAAUUGUCUCGUGUUCCUAUAUUGACAUGUGUUGUUCUGAAAGUGCCGAAGGCGUUUUCCUGUGGUGUGCAUCAAUUAAUUGUUUGGAAACUUCAUAUUAAUCAGUCAUGGCAUUAAACAGAGUUAUUAUGGAUGCUUUGGAGGUUAGAGUGUGGUGUUUUCUGUCUGUUUACUUUCACCUACACUUUCAUCAGAUCUGAAUGUUAAAAGGAGCGAUGAGAAAACAGUACUAGGUGUUGCUGAUGUUUUCGACUCUUGUCAAAUCGCCUGCAAACAUGUUUCCACAAGAAAUCAAAUGUGCUGCCCGUUAUGUGCCUCAACCGUUGAAGAGAAGACCAACAUAGGCCACAAGAAUGUCAGGAAAUGUGGAAAACAAUCGCUAUAUAGUACAAGUGUUCGUGGGUGCUCUUUCACAACAUUAUGAAUCACUGUCUGUGGAAGCUGGAAAGCAGACUACAUCUGAAGAAAUUGUGUCUUGUAUUGUCGAGCGAUUGUCGCUAAAUGAUAGUAAUGGAAAUCACUAUGAACUUGCCGAGGUGGUUGGUGAUUCUUUUGGCCAGGAAUGCAAGGAAAGAAGACUUGGACCCAAUGAGAAACCUGUUGCUGUUAUGCUGUUGUGGCCCAGGGUGCUUGACUCUCAUCAGCAGUAUUACAGGUUCUACCUUAGGGAAAAAGAACGAGUCAAUGAUGCAUUAUGGACUGACACUUUCACGAUGGAUCCACAACUUAUCCGUGACUAUUUCUACAGAUUUCUGUACCAGCCAAAGGACCGGGAAUAUCCUGAUCUGUGCCAGUUACCAGAUUUAAAUGAACAAACACUCUUAGAUAACCUGAAGGCAAGGUUCAAUGGAGGGCAUAUAUAUACUUAUGUAGGGUCCAUACUUAUUGCACUCAAUCCCUUUAAGUUUCAUCCGAUCUACAAUCCGAAGUAUGUUAAACUGUAUCAGAACCGACGGUUGGGUCCAGAGUUGCCCCCACACAUAUUUGCAGUGGCAGAUGCAGCAUAUCACUGCAUGUUAAAAGAAAGGAGGAAUCAGUGCAUAGUAAUUAGUGGUGAAAGUGGUUCUGGAAAAACUGAAAGUACAAAUUUUCUACUCCAUCAUCUGACAGCACUCAGUCAAAAGGGGUGUCAUGGCAGUGGAGUGGAGCAGACAAUACUUAGUGCUGGUCCUGUACUUGAGGCCUUCGGGAAUGCCAAAACAGCACAUAACAACAACUCUAGCAGAUUUGGAAAAUUUAUUCAAGUUAACUACAAGGAGAAUGGAAUGGUUCAUGGUGCUGUUGUCCAGAAGUACCUCCUUGAGAAAUCCAGAAUAUGUUCCCAAGGUCGCAAUGAACGCAAUUACCAUGUGUUUUAUUACUUGUUGGCUGGAGCAUCUGAAACAGAGAAGAAAGCUCUUCAUCUGAAAGAUAUGGAGGAGUACCACUAUCUCAGCAAGAGUGAUUGUUACACCUUUGACAAUGCCGAUGAGAAAUAUGAGUUUUCACGCCUGAAACAGUCUAUGGAAAUGGUUGGCUUUGCAGCAGAGAAACAGAGACGUCUCUUUGCGGUAUUGUCGGCAGUACUGUUACUUGGCAAUGUGGAAUUUGCACCACGCAAAUCGGCUGCCUAUCAUCAUGAUGAAGCAGUUGGAGUGAAAAAUCUGGAAGUUGUACAACUCAUAUCCCAGUUACUCAGGGUGCGACAGGAGACACUUAUGGCGGCUCUUACGGCAAAACGUGCACGCGCAUCAGGAGAGACACUGGUGAUAAAUUUUCGCCUACCAGAGGCAAUUGCUGCACGUGAUGCAAUGGCAAAGUGUUUGUAUGGUGCCUUGUUUGAUUGGAUUGUCAUGCAAGUAAAUCAUGCUCUGUUAUCAAAAAAGGACACACUGCGAGAUCAUCAGGGAAAUUCAAUAGGUGUUCUUGAUAUUUUUGGAUUUGAAGACUUUGGUUUGUGUAACAGUUUCGAACAAUUUUGUAUCAACUACGCAAAUGAACACUUGCAGUACUACUUUAACCAGCACGUCUUCAAAUAUGAACAAGAAGAAUAUCGUAAGGAAGGUAUUCGAUGGACAAAUAUUGAUUUUAUGGAUAAUACAGGUUGUCUUCAGCUCAUUGAAGGAAAGCCGAAUGGCUUGUUGUGUGUACUUGAUGAUCAAUGCAAUUUUCCAGGAGCGACUAAUGAGACAUUGUUACAAAAAUUCAAUUCCGUUCACAAAGACAACCCAUUUUAUGAAAUACCGCAGCGGAGAGAAGCAGCAUUUAUUGUAAGGCAUUAUGCAGGAAAAGUUAAAUACCAGGCAACAGAGAUGAGGGAGAAGAACUUGGAUCUUAUGAGGCAAGAUAUUGUCAGUGUACUAAAAAACAGCAGUAUGGCAUUUGUUCGAGAACUAGUUGGUGCUGAUCCAGUGGCAGUUUUUCGUUGGGCUAUUGUGCGUGCUUUUUUUCGGGCCUACUUUGCAUUUCAUGAAGCUGGUCGGAAGCAUCGACAAGCACGUGAUGGUAGCAAACCUGGACUUCAGAACCGGUGCCGAAAUCAUUCUCCCAACGAAAAUUUGAUCAGCUUACCACUGAAACAUAGCUCCAUUAUCAGCACAAGCUCUCAUUAUAAGGGGCAAUGUGGAGAGGACAAUGAAAAUGAUCAAAAUGAGCAAGGAUUGCCACACAGGCUUUCUUGGUCACAUUUACAUUCAGGCAGUGAAUCACAAAAACCUGAUAUGGAACAGCAAAAUCGUGUAAAGAUGGAAUUUUCAAGUGGAUGCAGGAGAGAUUCGCAGCAUGCAUUAGGAAGAGUACUUUGUCCUGACGAAGCCAGAGUUCUGGAGAGAGCCAACCAGAUUGUCAUGAAAAACAAAUCCUUCAGACCACGAGAACGCAGUAAGAAAGGCCUAAAGAACCUGCAAACAGUAAAGACACUUGCAGGACGAACACAAGCUCAGAACUUAGGUGGCCAUCCACAGACUCAACAACAACAACAAGCACCAGGAAAAGCUCGAAAACAGCCACAGACAGUUACUGCACAGUUUCAGCAGUCACUACACAGUCUUAUGGAUACUCUCAACCAUGCUAAUCCAUUUUUCAUUCGGUGCAUUAAGAGUAAUGCUGAUAAGAUUCCAAAUAAAUUUGAUAAUGAGACAGUGCAAAGACAGCUGAGGUAUACGGGCAUGCUGGAAACAGUGCGCAUCAGGCAAGCUGGUUACAAUGUGAGGCUGACAUACGAUGAAUUCAUACAACUUUAUCGGAUUUUGCUACCAAAAGGAUUACUCAGUUCACAGGCUGAUGUUCGUGAUUUUCUCUACACUUUAAAUCUGAAUCGUGAUAAUUACCAACUUGGCAUAAGCAAGAUCUUCCUUCGAGAAUCUGAAAAGGUCCGAUUAGACUACAGACUGCAUCAACAGAUAGUGGGAAGCAUAGUGACCAUUCAGAGAUGGGCACGAUCUGUACUGGAGCGACGACGCUUCUUGCGCGCUCGUGAAGCUGCCAUCACUAUACAGUGUGCAUGGAGGAUGUACCUGGCACAGAGAACCCUUUGUCAACUUCGCAGUCAAGUUUCUGCAGCAAUUGUAAUACAAACAGCAUGGCGCAGGUAUCAUGCAAUGAAAUGGUAUCGACGAUUGCGGAAGGGGACAGUAGCUUUCCAAGCGUGUGCGCGUGCAAAUUCACUUCGUAUUCGCCUUAGGGCAGAGAAAGAGGAAAGAGCUAGGCAAAGAGAGGAAAGUCGUGGACAGGCAGCUGCAGCAAUAGCCACAUCUGAUGCCCAUUCUACACAAAGUACAGAUGAAGCUUUCCUUUCAAAAGAAUCAAGCCAGGAAGAAUUGGAUGAGCGGCUUUCAUGCGAUAAGGAAGCUGUUGAUUCAGAAGGAAGCAGUGGUAUUCAAGAAGAUAGUGAAAGUGAACCGAAUGUCUUCCAUCCUUCUAGUAUCACUACACCAUCGCAGCACGACAGCUCGGCCAAAUCACAGCAUAGGCAGGGGGAAAGCAAGAAGACAUCCAUUGGUCUUGAUGUGAUACAUCUGAAAAAGAAAAUUUCUUUCAAACGAAACAAGGGACCAAAGACUGAAGCAGCUCAGAAUGUACUUCAGGAUGAUAAAACUACAGGUAUACGAAAAGGAAGUAGCAGUGACAGUCUGUCUUCACAACGAAGCAUUGAUUCACAGAGGAGUAGUGAGUCAUCUAUGAGUAAUAUUUCUGUUGAUGUUACUCACGAGAGGUUAAGACGACAGAAAUACCCUUUUAAUUUAAAUAAAAUAACGGAGAGGAGGGAAAGUAGCGGGAUGACAGGUCCACACAGUGAUGGAGAAGUGGAUGAAACUGUCACACGAUCUGCACCUCCUAUUGUGCAAACAACAGCCCUGAGUCCCUUCCCAGCACCAGUUCAAGCACCAGAACCUGAUCCUGUAUGGAGACGGCGUGAAGAUGUUCCCUCACCGUAUUCUGUUCCUGGGAAGUCUCCUCUACAAAAUGAUGGCCAUAAGAGUAUACCUGUCCAUAAACCAGUCAGGCGGGAAAGUCGGUCAGUGUCCGUUGAACUAUUUGGUGAUACAAGACGACGACCAACAUUGUCAGCAAGUGUUAGUCAUGAGGGUCAUUCACCAACAGAACCUGAAGCUCCUGCUCGUGGCUUGCGGCGGCAGAGGGCUCCUCGGGGAACAGUGUGUCGCAGUGCUGGGGAGGAGUUAUCUGGUGGUGUUGUCAUUGACCCGUCGGGUGCUACAAAACUCCUCCUUUCAAGUGAAAGCUCAGGCAUAGGAGUUCCACGGCGGCCACGCAGUGGUGGUAUUACAACGUUAGAACUGCGUCGUCGAAAUAGUGAUCCCGCUUCGAGGCCAGCAAUAUGUGUGGGGGAUGGUUCACCAUCUGUCAGCAAGGCUUCAGAUGCCCUUGAGUGGAAGGGCAAUCUGUUCACAAUUGCAGGGCAUACAUUCCGGAAAGUAACAAAAUUUUCCAAAGAAGAUCGUUGUGUAUACUGCUCGGAACCAAUGAUAGCUAUUGUAACACAAGGACACAAAUGCACAAAUUGCAAGAAAUUGUUUCAUCCAAAAUGUAUCCAGAAUGGCGGUGUUCUGGAAAUGCCUUGUUUACAACAACCUGCUGGAGGUGGAAAACCAGGCAGGAGAAAAAAUCGGAAGCUGUCACAGAUGCCAUAUGACCUCAACAAGCCUAAGCCUGCUAUAACAGGAAAAUUUAGCCUUACUAAAACUUCAGAGUUUACUGACAGUCCUGACAAAAUUAUAUCUGAUGCUGCAGAAUUGCAGCAGAUGCAGGAUUUUAUAACAAAGAAAAUCUUUAAGAUCGAGAGUGAAGAAGGCGAGAAACCAAGUGAGGUGGACAGAGUCUUCAAGCAAGCACUUCGAGAAUUCAAGGAUAACCUCGUGGCUACAUACAGUGUUGCAAAUAAACAGGGUGAUAAGGCAUUCAAUAUUCAGUAUAAGGAUCUGAUUGCUAAUUUUCUCCAUAUAAUGCAAACUGUCUGUAACCAAGAAAAUACUAAGGAGGAUUUUCCAGUGACAAUGGGAGUAAAUGCAUUCAGAGGAUUUAUGAAUGAGUUUAUGAAUCUGAAUCAUCUUGAAGAAAAGCCUAGCAAAGCUAAGAGGAAAAAAGAAAAGAAGCGAAAGAUGGAAGAUCCAAUAAUUUAUGCAGGACAUUGUUUUCUUUUAACAAUUAUCAAUAUUCCAACAGCUUGUGAAAUAUGCACAUCAUUUUUCAUGUGGCCAAUUGAACGUGGCCUUGUUUGUCAAAACUGCAAGUUAACAUGCCACAAGAAGUGCUAUACACGAGUUAUUGUGGCUUGUGGUAAAGAAGGCCAUGGUGAAAGUGGGUAUACUAGUGAGGGUCGUCGUGUAUUUGGCGUUCCUCUUCACCUCUUAGCAACUGGUGAUGGGAAGGUACCUGCUGUUGUUGACCGCUUAAUCACCACCAUUGAAAUGCAUGGCUUAUAUACAGAGGGAAUCUAUCGGAAAUCUGGAGUGAGUUCUAAAGUGAAGGAAUUAAAGGCAAGAAUUGAAGACGAACAUCUAGAUGAUAUCAACUUCGGAAGUUAUCAUGUUCAUGUAUUGGCAGCCGUAUUGAAGAGCUUCUUGCGUGAAAUGCCUGAACCUUUGUUAACAUUUGAUAGUUAUGAAGACUUUUUACGUGCUGGCAGUCUUACAGAUCCUCAUGAUCGUGUGUUGACCCUCUUCGCAAUAAUUAAGAAGUUACCAAAGCCAAAUUUCGACCUUGUUGAGAGACUUGUAUUCCAUCUUGCAAGAGUGGCAUCACAUGAAGACGCAAAUCGGAUGAAUGCAAGUUCACUGGCAAUUGUUUUUGCACCCUGCAUCCUCCGCACAAAUAAAACAGUUCCGGCACAAGAUUCACUGCACGACAUUGGACGACAGACUCAGUGUGUGGAGACAAUCAUAGCAGAUCAGUUACGUAAAGUCAAGUCAACGUUGGCUGAUAUCGAUACAUUGGACAGCGCCUGCCACACAGCCACGCACCGACUUUCAUCCCUUCGUAGCUCCAAGAUAUUCAGCCCUGAAGAAUUGUUACCAGCUAGUGAUUCAGUAAAGAAAACAGAUGAAGAGGAAGCACUUUUAAUGGAGCACAUAGAAGAUAUACAAAAAGAGAAGGCAUUAUUGACGUCAACACUACCAAGUCUAACAAGGACCACCUCUGAUGAUGAUAUGCUUUCGACAGAUCUUGAUGAUGGUGGUAGCCUGGAUGAUAUGUCAGUGAGAGCUGAUGAUGAUGUUCAUCAGCCUACAAUACGACGUAUGCGUCAACAUCCUGCUGCUGUGUCUUACUCCAUACCUGGCACAGAUGAUGAUGAAUCAGCAAGGAAACUAAAACGACAGUCAUCAUCUGACAACAGUGUUGUAUCUCUUUUUCCACCACCUGCACACACAGACUGUGAUGAGGAUCCCAUCAUGGUCUAACUUCUGUAUUAUUAGGCCAUUGAAGGGUUUUGUAUUGAAUAUCUGUGAUUUGGAAUUAUUUCUUAGUAUAGUGUGUCUGUGUAUGUAUGUAACAGUGUCAGAGAAAGUAGUUGUGAAUCAGGAAAUUAUAUGUUUCGUGUGAUUGUGAAUACUGCAAAUACAGAAAGAUCUGUAACACUAUAUACAUAUGUAUGGCUAGCAAAUGUACAUAAUUAUUCUGUCUCAACAACACUGCCUUAUUCAUUGACUUCUGUGUUUUUACUGUGACACUAUUAUAUUUGCAGUUAAAUUAGUAAAACUCUUAUUCCUUGUUACAAAUCUGUGUCUCUUUUUGUAGACACAGAAGCUACGCUUAAAGUGUUGUAAUUGGUAUCAUUGUUGUGAGAUGUGAAUUACUACUUAAAUGUCAUGUGAGAAUACCAUUAUUUGUAAAACAUUUUUAUACAGAAUUUACAAGUUUUUCUUACAAAACUAUUAUAGUUGCAGGAAAUGCUCUGUUGUUAAUCUUUAUUAGCUGCGUUAAAAUAUUUGUGCAGAAAAUAAAAUGUUUUUGUUGUGAACAUUGAUUUUAUAUUUGAGAAUAGAGAUACUGGUCUUCUUAGCGUCUGCACAUAAACGUUUUGUUUUUGUUACUUAAAUUACAAACUUUGUAUAUAUGUGUAAAUGUAUGUGCAUUGCAGAUGUGUAUUGAAAUUUCAUGGAAGUUAAGACUGGAUAUUUUAACCUUGCAGUUUUAAUUAUUUUUGUAAUCUGUAUAUAGUUUAUAAGAUGUACUAAAACAUGUCUGGUAUUGUAUGAGUCAUUUCUUUGUGUUUUCUCUCAAAGAUUAAACGACAUUCUCGUACCAGUUAUUAAUGUAUGAAUUCAUUUUGUAAUAAAAAACCAAAUUCUUAGCUGGUUUAAAUAUGUGAUUAUUGAAAUUAUUCAUGAAAUUCAGAAAUAGAAUUUAAAUAGAAUGUGUUGUUAAUGUUUUUAGGGCAUGUGAGAGUGUAGGUGUCAUUGAUUCUGAAGCGAUGAAUUGGUUGUGAUACUUGCAAUGAAAAUUCCACUUACAAAGAAAGUACAAAAGAUAAAGCUUCACAGCAAGGCAAAAAUAAUGAUUUUUCACUGAAAAAACUUCAUAUUAGCAGCACAGAGGACAUCAGCAUGGAAGGAGGAUGUAAUUGAGCCCCUGUGCAAAUGAUAACUGAAAAUCCAGCAUUCCGGAUAAACUAUGAAAUGAAUGCGCCCUCUCCACCUCCUCCUGCAUCAUUGUGUAGGCUUCCAUUAUUUUCUUUGAAUUGUGUAUGUAAGGAGUUAUAUCUUAAUAUUUAUUACAUACUACUAUUUAUUACAUCCUUCAUGGUAACCAAGUGGUCCUGAUUUCUGUAUCACCUCUUCGUAGGUCCUUUCUUUGUAUUAGAUGUUGAGGAAGCAUCUUUCUUUGUAGUAGAUGUUGAGGAAGGAACUUUUUAAUUCAUUGAGGCAUUUUGCUUGAUUUUUUCAGACUACUGGUUAAAUCACAAACACACUAUGACUCGUCUUCACAAAAUUUAAGAAAGUCUACAUUUUUGGAAACAUAACAAGCUUCAUCUUUGUGACAAAUACUGUGUAGUUAGGUGCAACAGCUGACUUAUUGCUAUUGCAGAAUCAAGAGGCAUCAACACAGAAAUUUUGUUCUGUUUUCACAAUUUAAUCAUUAAUGUUAAUAUCUUAGCAUGAAUUUUGUCAAAUAUGCAAAAAGCUUGUGAGCUAGAAGAGAGCUUACCACUUCCAAUUACACUCAGAUGCAACCACAACAGAACUGACAGCACAAAAACAGAGAUAAUACACAUUGAAUCUCAAAUCUCAAUUGUUCAGGAUGCUGUUGUCUUUAAAAAAAUAAGGAAAGGGGGGAAGAUAAAGGAAAUUAUAAGCAUGAUGUAUCAUUUUUUGUCUAGAGUAUGUUUUCUUGCCCUCCGUUUUCCUUUUAGUUAGUUCCUCCCAGUGUUUCCUUCUUGUAUUCUUUUCCUUCUGUAUCCUGUUAUUUCUUUUUGGUUUCAGCUGUCAGCUAAUUGUUGGCACUGUGAAAUUUGAAUCUCAAUUAAUACUGAUCAGUGCUUCCAGCUCCAUACUGGCUAUUUUUCUCUCUCCUAGCCUUGAGUACACAAUGGUUAUCUUUCAUUAUUUACAAAUACUAUUUUAUGUUAAACACAUCACACCUUAAGUAUUGUUCUGUUCUGUAAAGAACAAUUUGUAAGUUGGAUUUUUAGUGAGCAUUUGCUUUGUUGCUGUAUCUUUCUUUUCACUUUGCUUUUAUUUUGGAAUUGGCAAGUGGACACUACUUUUUUGUCUCACACAGUGAAAUACAGUUUAACAUACGUUUCUUUCACUAAUUGUAUAGUUUGCUCUUAUUUUGAUAGUUACUUUGUUACCAUAGUUGAUCAUGUGGUAUCUUUUGACUGAGUACCCGGUGUAAUAGACAGUGUAGCUUGGUACUUUAUAAAAGAAAAAUAUGUGUGAAUUGAUUAUUUAAUAAUUAUAAAUUUUCCACGUGUCUAUUGUGUUUUAUCUAUGUUUUUAGCAUUAUUUGGUUCCAUGUAUUAUAUUCAAUAAAUUGUAGCUUUAUACUUGUCGAGAUUUUUAGUAGUGGUGUAACUAAGCUGAAAUACUGUAACUAUCUGUAAGUUUGGCACUGACAAGGCACUGAAACUCAUAAACUGUGUCGUACUAAGGUAUCCUUGCAAUAAUACUCACACUUUUUCAUUAAUUGUUCUGGUAGUUAGUGUACUCAAUACCCAAUUUCUGUACUUCGUUUACGGAACAAUUUAUUUUGCACUAUUCAGGAAAGUUACAGCGCUUCUUUUUGUGUGAAAUUCAUCCUCAUUCAGGUAUAGCAAUAUAUAUUGACUGUUCAUAAUAAGAUCACAAUUUGGAUUCUAACAUUCAAAGACUGGAUUCUGAAAAUAAGUCCUUUCAGUUUCUUUAUUAAUUUAAUCUUGUGUUAAACAUCACAUCUCAAUAUAACUUUCAUUUGCUUUUGACAAUUAUUUGUUAUAAGUUCCAAUCAUGAAUUCAGUUCCUGGGAAGACGUAACCAUUACAGAACUUGAACUUUCCCUCAUAUAUUGUGAUAACAUAUAAAGUCUGCAAAUUUGAAACAUUUAUCUGAUAUCAUUUGGUAGGGCAAAGAUAGUCCUGAAACAACCACAAGCAGGCAAAAUUUCAAUUUGUGUUGCUGUAACCAGGUAGUUAGUGACGUAUUUCACACAGUUAACAUUUCUACGCUCUGUUACUGGAGUCUCUUAACUCUUGAAUUGUAGUGAUUAUUUGACAUGUGCACUGAUCUCAGUGCACAUUUACUGUGACACCUUACUUUAUUUGUAUUAUAUAUAACUUGUUUCUGUUGUGCAGUAUGAGUUGGUGAUUUGCCUUUAUAGCAGAUCUCGUAAAUGCUGGACAGAGUAAGUUAUCUUUUGACUGACAGUAGAGUUCCGCAGUAUGCAACAUUUUUGAUUGUUCAGUAGUGUACCAUGAAGUAAAUAUUGUUUAUCAAUAUAACACUGUUAUAGUUUUGAAGCUUUGAAGUCAUGUGGUUGUAACAAAGUUGUAAGUACUAUUUAUAUCGUAAAGUAUACAUAUCUAUGUAUGUUUGUCCUCAUUGUAUUUUAAUAAUUCUAAACUUUUUCAUUGUUCAAGAAUGUAAGUUCAUGUCUAUUAAUGUUACGAGAUGAUUCUCUUACAUAAAUUGCAAUGUAAAGAGCAUCUGCUCUAGAUAUAUAAUAUUUUGUGAUAGUAGAAAAUUGUAUAUUUCUAACAAAUUUAGAAAAUUCUUACACAAAACAAAUAAUUUUGUAUUUGUAGGAAUGAUGUACAAAUGAACAUACACAAUAAUUACAUGUACAUGUAUAUCUUUAAUUGUAUGCGGUCUUUUAAAAAGUGCCAGCUGAUAUAUAUUGGAAUUAAAAUGUCUAAACUUGCA
Molecule: messenger RNA, 11695 nt
Organism: Schistocerca gregaria
Lineage: Eukaryota; Metazoa; Arthropoda; Insecta; Orthoptera; Acrididae
Product: unconventional myosin-IXAa-like
Exons: 31
Coding region: 1214-7756 (2180 amino acids)
Biological process (GO): intracellular signal transduction
Cellular component (GO): myosin complex
Molecular function (GO): GTPase activator activity; ATP binding; microfilament motor activity
Source: RefSeq, a predicted model, not a curated record